AUGGCUGAGCCGGGAGAUGCACGGCGUUUACCUACAAACCUUGAUGUGUUGGCUUCUGAUGUUCACUCAAAGGUGGAGUUCUACAAGAAUGCCUAUAUGGACUGCAUUGGCAUCAAUAAUGUGCUUCACGGUGUCAUGGAAGAAAAAGGAAAGCUCCAGGAAGAACAGAAAGCGGUGGUCCAACUGGCUGCUGAAAAGGACAAACUGAUCGCUGAACUGAAUGCUCAAAAGGACCAUCUGACUACCAGGAAUGAAGAACAGGCAGCAGAGAUCGAAUCCCUAAAGGAACAGCUCAGUGAAAGGGAGUCCAGCCAGGCACUACUGGCACUGAAGGGAAGUGGCCUUCAGAGUACCCAGUCUGGAAAAGUGUAUAUAAGAUCAAAGAAGAAACGACAACAACAUUCUGAUGGCAGUGGUGAAGAUGCAGAUUAUCAAGGUUUAAGCACUGAGCUUGAGGCUGCUAAAAAUGAACUGUCUGAUAUCCACUCUAAGCUUAUCAAGGGUUUUAUUGAUAUCAGUAGUACUGGAGGCAGGAAUAUUGCAAUAAAGAACAUAGGCCAACUGAGCGACAAGCCAUUCCUACAGGCGUGCCUUAAGAAGCUUACUCCCAAAGAAGCUCCAGAAAAAGCUUCUGAGCUGUACAAUUUUUGGCAGAAGCAACUGCUGAACACAGACUGGAAUCCAUCCAAGACUCUCAUGGAUGAAGGUAUCUCGAAGGAGAUUGAUGUCCAUGAUGUCAAUCUGCAAGAGCUACGUGCUUCAUGGGGUGAAGAGGUGUACAAGGCCGUGGUGAAUUGUUUGAUGGAAAUUGAAGAGUGUGGCAGGCUGAUGGACAGAACCAUCGUGCCCGAGCUUUGGAAUUUCAAGGAGAAUAGGAAGGCUACUUGCAGUGAAUGUGUUGAGUACAUUUUCAGCCAAGUGAAGCGUCUGAAUGGUUCAAAAGGCAGGACAACUCGCAGCUUGGCUGCUUUCAUUGCGAUUAGAAAAGGGAAGAGUACAAGCGGGCAGGAGACCUACCAUCUUCUAGUCAGGCUCUCUUGGUCUUUCUACCGACGCCAACGAGGCCACCCAAACGAGCAGGGAAGAAAAGAGAAAAAGACUAGAGCUUAG
Messenger RNA from Lolium rigidum, 1110 nucleotides. RefSeq names its product factor of DNA methylation 4-like. The record is from RefSeq and is a predicted model, not a curated record. Gene Ontology annotation, biological process: gene silencing by siRNA-directed DNA methylation. The transcript has 6 exons. NCBI's taxonomy places the organism in Eukaryota, Viridiplantae, Streptophyta, Magnoliopsida, Poales, Poaceae. The coding region runs from base 1 to 1110 and encodes 369 amino acids.